Messenger RNA from Scophthalmus maximus (turbot), 1574 nucleotides. RefSeq names its product calcineurin-like EF-hand protein 2 (gene chp2). The coding region runs from base 808 to 1476 and encodes 222 amino acids. The transcript has 7 exons. NCBI's taxonomy places the organism in Eukaryota, Metazoa, Chordata, Actinopteri, Pleuronectiformes, Scophthalmidae. Gene Ontology annotation, molecular function: calcium ion binding. The record is from RefSeq and is a predicted model, not a curated record.
AACUUCACGGUUCUCAGACGCCGUGUCAACACCUCACCCCGGCUAACUGGGGGAUUCGUGCAUGUGUACACCUUAACCUGGGUUGAGCUCGGGUUACACGUCCGCUCAUGCUCCGUAGGUUCUAACUGCCCCUCCCCACUCGCAGGAAGCAACGACAGGAAGCGUCACCUUUAAACCCCAGGACGUCUCCACGGCAACGUCACCUCACUGAGGCGUAGAGAACGUACGAGAUGUGCAGCGCUGAGGAGUCGUCCGUGUUCUCCUCCGCUUUCCACGUCGUUGUGAUUUUGAACAAAGUUCAACCGGGAAAAAAAACGUCUUAUUCUGAGCAGUUUUACGUCGGCAGAGCGCCACCUGCUGGACCGGAGGCAGAGUUACUCCCCGUCUGAUCCAGGUCAGUUUCCUCUCUGACGGCUGCAACGUCCAGUCUGCCUCCUGAAAACAAACCAGCCACCCAUUGGUCCGCGAGGGCCUGUGAGGCGAGAGCAGCCAUUGGCCGAGCAGCCUGUCAGUCACAGAGACGGAGACGAGCCUCAGGACGUGAGAGGUUCAGUGACCCUCAGUGAACGAUGGGAUCGAGCUCCAGCAGCGUGGACCACGUCGUCCCAGACGUCCUGCAGCUCAGCAGGGAAACCGGCUUGCUGCUUCGUCCGUCUCUUAUCUCAGUUUGUGCGUCGACGCCCUGAACUGUUCACACUGAUACUGAGACGUCAGUGGAUCAGGAAACUGUUUGUGAGAUUUGGUGAAAAACGAACUGACUGUAAACUGAUCACGUGACGGAUCACGUGACGGAUCACGUGACGGAUCAUGUCGUGUGUUUCAGUCUCCGCCGCUCACCUGCUGCGUCUGCACGAGAGGUUCGAGGUCCUGGACAGAGGUCAGACAGGAGAGCUCAGGCCUCAGGAUUUCGCAGCGCUCCAGGGUUUGGCCUUGAAUCCAAUCGGAGACAGAAUCAUCGGCGCCUUCUUCUCUGCAGGUGUCUCUGAGCAGGAAACAGGAAACGUCUCCUCCUCCGUUCUCUCCCCGCAGACAGGAAGCGGUGGACUUUCCCUCCUUCGUCCGGGUCCUGGCUCACUUCCUGCCCGUCGACUCGAACCGCGGCGGGACGCAGGCGGAGCCGGCCAACAGCCGGACCGGGAAGCUCCGAUGUCAGUUGAGUAUCUGGCUCCUCCCCCCUCUGAUCCGUCAGUGUCUGUCCCUUUAAGAGCUUCGCUCAGAGUGUCGUCUGUGCGUCCAGUCGCCUUCCAGAUGUACGAUCAGGACGGAGACGGGAAGAUCUCCAGAGAAGAGCUGCUGCAGGUGCUGCGGGCGAUGCUGGGGAUGCAGGUGACGGAGGAGCAGCUGCAGAGCAUCGGCGAGCGAGCGAUCCGGGAGACCGACCUCGACGGAGACGACGCCAUCGGCUUCGACGAGUUCAGGAAGUCUGUGGAGAAAAUGAACAUCGAUCACAUGAUGAGUAUUCGCUUCCUGAAGUGACGACGGGACCUGGAGAAGAAGAAUUCAUGAAUAUGUUUUAUGUAUCAACGACAAUAAAGGAAAGUUUUACACGCUGCUGUAGGGCGCGUGUUGAACCA